This is a messenger RNA of Physella acuta, 4014 nucleotides long. RefSeq lists its product as uncharacterized. NCBI's taxonomy places the organism in Eukaryota, Metazoa, Mollusca, Gastropoda, Physidae. The record is from RefSeq and is a predicted model, not a curated record.
AUGAGUGCGGGUGUAUCCCAUGACGAGGGUGGUGGAGCCACCGAGGACGAUCUAGGCUCCAACAGACACACACCAGGGCAGGGAAACAACUCUCUCAAACCACAACAGACAACACAAGGUGCUGAUGGCCAUUCGAAAAAUGUUGUUAGCCACUCGCUACAUCUGGAUGGCCAGUCUUUAAAUUUAGAUGGUCAAUCUCAACAUUUUGUUGACCAUUCUUUAAAUUUAGAUGGCGAUUCUUUAAAUUUAGAUGUUCAUUCUCUAAAUUUAGAUGGUCAAUCUCAACAUUUAGAUGGCCAUUCUUUAAAUUUAGAUGGCGGUUGUCUAAAUUUAGAAGUCCAAUCACUGAAUGAAGAAGACCAGUUACGUCACUCUAACGAUCUGGCUAAUGAUGGAGAUCAAUCAAAAAAAUCAGACCACCAAGACCAAUCUACUGACCAUUAUCUACAAUUGGGAAAGUUAAAUAGCGAGCAACAAAAAUUUGGCCGUCAAUCGCCACAAUCACUACAAUCUCAACAAGACGAGGAUUGUGUAAACACAGAUGUCCAAUCACAAUCAUUGGACAUCGCAUCUAAAAAAUCAAGUCACCGCUCACAUAAGUCACGAGGUCAGUCACCUGUCGUCCAGGUACACAAUUCGUCUGACCAGUCUUCUAAGUCAGAAGAACUCUCUCUCAAGUCAUCUCACCAAGUCCAACUACCCCCUGGCCAGUCAGAUAACACAGACGGACACUCAGUCAAGUCAAUGACCCAGUCAGACAAGCCAAAUGAUCAAUUACAAAACAACGACGAACAUUCAGAUCAACUCUCAAUAAAGUCAUUGAAACACACAGAUAGACUAAUAGAUGGUUCUCAAACGCGUCUUGAUCAGUUACAAAACCAAGGUGAGAUUCCUCACAAUUCGGAUGCCCAUUUAAAGGAGUCAGAUGAACUUUCAGUAAAAUCAUACGGCCAGUCACGGACUCUACUUCACCUGUCAUCGCGUAACUCCGAUAGCCUUUCACACAAGUCGGAUAAUGACUCUAUCAAAUCAGAUAAAAAUUUAAUUAAAUCUUACAACCAGUCAACAAAACCAUCGGACAAUUAUCCAAAUGACGGUCAAUCUCCAAAGUCAGACAAUAAAUUACUUAAGUCACAAAAGCCAGGUGACGUAUCCCACAGUAAUGAUAGCCAAUCGCUAAAGUCAGAUGGAGACUCUUUAAAAUCAAUUGAUCAGUCGCCAAAACCAACAGACCAGUCAAUUAAUUCCAAUGGAGGGGCGGACAAGUCAGAUACACAUUCCCUUAAGUCAUAUAAGCAGUCAGGAAAACAAGGUCAGUCAGGCAGUUAUGACCGUCAGUCACGACAAUCAGAGAACAGCUCAUUAAAGUCAUUUGGUCAGUCAAAUCUAGUGGGCAAGUCACAAUCUGAUACAGAUGUGAAGGAAUUAAAUCAUCAUACGCAUGUAUUAGGUGACCAGUCGGUAGAAUCUGACGAACGAUUGCACAAGUCGGAUGGGAAAUCUCAGGAUAAAGAUGAUUAUUCAAAGAAAUUACAAGGUCAUACAGAGAAAUUAGAUGGUCAUUCAGAUAAAUUAGAUGGUCAUUCAGAGAAAUUAGAUGGUCAUUCAAAUAAAUUAGAUGGUCAUUCAAAUAAAUUAGAUGAUCAUUCAGAUAAAUUAGAUGGUCAUUCAGAUAAAUUAGAUGGUCAUUCAGAUAAAUUAGCUGGUCAUUCAGAUAAAUUAGAAGGUCAUUCGGAAAAAUUAGAUGACAAUUUAGAUAACUUAGAUCGUCAGUCUGACAAGUUUAAUGAACAGUCUAAUAAAUCAGAAGGUCUGUCACGGGAUGUAGAUAACAAUUUAAAUAAAUCAGACACCAUAUCCACUACACACGAUAGCAGUAAACAAAAAGCAGACGAAGGGCUUGAAACAGAAGAUAAACAGUCACCACCAUCAAAGAGUCACAACAAUUUAGUGAAUCAUCCGUCUAAACCACCCGAAAGCCAAAUAUCACGUGAUCAACUGCAGAAAUCACAUGAUCAGUCGAAGGAUUCACAUGAGCAGCUAAAGGAAUCCACUGGUCUUUCACAAGAAUCAAGUCUGACACAGGAACCACAUCUCUCACAAGCAUCCACUAGUUCUACACGAGAAUCACGUGAUGUGCCUCAAGAAUCACAUGAUGUGUCUCAAGAAUCACACGAUGUGCCUCAAGAAUCACAUGAUGUGUCUCAAAAAUCACAUGAUGUGUCUCAAAAAUCACAUGAUGUGUCUCAAAAAUCACAUGAUGUGUCUCAAGAAUCACAUGAUGUGCCUCAAGAACCAAAUGUUCAGCAACUCAACUCAGCCGAGCUGCAACAAACUUCACAAGACCCAGCCGAUACGGCGGACAACCGAUCCAGAAUCUCGGACGACCAGUCCCAAAAAUCUGACCGGAAGUCCCUCCUGAGGGAGGCUCGGAGGAAACGGAUUCGUGAACUGACCAGCGAGCUGAGACGACAAGAGCAGGAGGAGGAGGAGGUGAAGAGGCGUAAACAGGAGGAGGCGUUAAAACAACGGACAGCGGCGGAACCUAAGCUAGACACGAAAGCGUUAGUGUCUUCUCUUGGCCAACGUCUAGACAUCUUGAGCAUGUACAUCGAUGUCAUGCACGAGGAUGAGCUGUUCCUGGCCCGACGCGAGAUGGUACCGUGGAAGUUCAAGAGAGGAAAUGCCUUGAUGAAAAAGUGGGCGGGGCUACACAAGAAGGUCAUGAUUCAGGAGGUCAUCGACUCAGGGGAGGAAAUCAUCGAGGAGAUUCGUCAAGAGAAAGCUGCUGUCGCUGCCGCUGAUGCUGCCGCUGCUUUGGAAGAGCUGAAAAACUCAGAGAAAGUUCCAGAGUCUGAGGAACCACGAGACGAGGCUGAGACCUCGGCCGGCUCCCCGCGAGAUCGGACGUCCAAGAAAACCAAGACGAAAGAUGGCAAGCAGAAGAAAUCUAAGAACAAAAACAAAGAAGGGAAAGUUAAGAAACCCAAGGCUAAGGAUGGGAAACUGAAAAAGUCGAAGGAGCGCAUGAACGAGUCCCACAGAGCUGCUCAACCAAAAAAAUCUAAAUCCAAAUCCCGGAAAGCAAAGAACAAGAACUCAGAAAAGGAAAAUACGGAAGUAGCAGAUGUAGAUGAAUUAAACAAUGAAUCCAACUCUGAAGAUUCAGGACAAGAAAGCGAAGAAGUCAUCUCUUCCUAUUCCGUAAAGCCUGAUAAAACUAAAUCAAGAAAAUCAAAAACAACGACGGCAGGAAAACAUGACUCGAAAGCAGAUGAUAGCGACAACAAAGAUGAUGGGAUUAUCGCUACCAAUUCUGAAUCUCCAUCCGCAAAUCCUGAAAAAUCAAGAAAAUCAAGAAAAAAGAAGACGGAAGAUUCUAAGCGAAAGGAUGCUGAGACUAACGUGGAUGAAAGUGAUGACGAAAAAAGCUCGGAGUCAGGUGUCAAAGACAGAGACACAGACCCGCGCGCGGAAAUGGACAGCGGAGUCCAUUCAAAUUUCGAGGAAUCCAGCCAAGCCAGCGAAGACGUGGCUGGAAACGAGACGGACGCCUCUGCCGACCAGACAGAGGGGCGUGUCAGAGUCAUCGGCACCACCCCGUACCCCGUCGUCGGCCAGGGUCUACUGUACAAGAGCCGGGUUCGAACCGUCACCUCAAUAACCACCCCCUUACGCCCGAUUCAACCAAAACAAAGGACAAAGUCCAGCAAACCAGCGGUCAAGGGCAGGCAGAAUCCUGGACAACCCCAGCACUCAACGGUAGCCUUCGGCACCCACCACCACGCAGACACCUGCAUGUACUGCCUGAGCAACGGGUUCUCGGAAUUCUGGGAGCGGACGCACACGAAGAUAGAAACCAGGAAACACAGCAAAACCUCGACGACACCCAUGAUCAAGGCUCGUAUCGAGGACAUCACGGGCAUCUACGAGCUGACCCGCCUGAAGACGAUGGAGGUGGGGCAGAGGGCGCUGCAGCGAUCGAAAACUCUCGGUCACAUGGUCACGAGGUAG